CACAUGAAACUAAGAAACCAAACUCAGGUUUCAGGAUUCCUUCUCCUGGGACUCUCAGAGGACCCAGCACUGCAGCCUCUCAUCUUUGGGCUCUUCCUUUCCAUGUACCUGGUCACCAUAAGUGGGAACCUGCUCAUCACCCUGGCCAUCCUCUCAGCCUCCCAUCUCCACACACCCAUGUACUUCUUCCUCGCCAACCUGUCCUUGGCUGAUGUCGGCUUCACCUCCACCACCGUCCCCAAGAUGCUGGUGAACAUCCAGACGCAGAGCCAAGCCAUCAGCUAUGCAGGCUGCCUCACACAGAUGUUCUUCUUCUUAAUCUUUGCAGGGCGAGAAAACUUUCUCCUCACUGUGAUGUCCUAUGACCGGUUUGUGGCCAUCUGUCACCCCCUGCACUACAUGGUCAUUAUGUCCCCCUGGCUUUGUGUGCAGCUCGUUCUGGUGUGCUGGACCAUCAGUGUCCUGCAUGGUUUGUUACACAGCUUCAUGGUGCUGAGGCUGAGUUUCUGCACACACCUGGAAAUCCACCACUUCUUCUGUGAGUUGAAUCAGGUGGUCCACAUUGCCUGUUCUGACACCUUUCUCAAUGACCUCAUGAUGUAUCUGGCAGCUAUACUGCUGUUGGGGGGUCCCCUGUCUGGGAUCCUGUACUCCUACUCUAAGAUUGUCUCCUCCAUCCGGGCCAUCUCCUCAACUCAGGGCAAGUAUAAAGCCUUUUCCACCUGUGCCUCUCACCUCUCUGCCGUCUCCCUAUUUUAUGGCACAAGCUUAGGUGUGUACCUCAGUGCCAGCGCUGCCCCAAGUUCAGCCUCAACUGCAGCCUUGGUGAUGUACACCGUGGUCACCCCCAUGCUCAACCCCUUCAUCUACAGCCUGAGGAACACAGACAUGAAGAAGGCUCUGAGGAGACUGCUGUUCCCUAAAUGA
This is a messenger RNA of Ochotona princeps (American pika), 927 nucleotides long. RefSeq names its product olfactory receptor 7A10-like. The transcript has a single exon. The record is from RefSeq and is a predicted model, not a curated record. Gene Ontology annotation, biological process: G protein-coupled receptor signaling pathway. NCBI's taxonomy places the organism in Eukaryota, Metazoa, Chordata, Mammalia, Lagomorpha, Ochotonidae. Gene Ontology annotation, cellular component: membrane. Bases 4 to 927 code for a protein of 307 amino acids. Gene Ontology annotation, molecular function: olfactory receptor activity; G protein-coupled receptor activity.